AUGAUGAAGGUUGCCGUCGCCAAUCUUCACCGUGAACCACGACUGAACAUGAUUGAAUGUGGAGCGUCAAAGCAGAAGAAGACAACAGUAACACAAGCACAGCGGCGAAUGUGCCUCCCGAUUCCGCUUGACGACGAACUUUGCAGCUGUCUAGCAGGCGCGGCCUGUGCCUCGUGCUGUCUCGCCGGUGCCCAAGCAGCUGAAGAAGACCGAUACAGGCGCGACUAUUAUGCGUAUCCGGCAAGGCGCGUCCCGCACAACAAACACAAACACCACGAUGUGCUUCGACGAUGUUCUUUGCUGCGUCUGUGGAGCCUGCUGCACCGCUUGCUGCAUCAACGCCAACGACCAAGCCAGACAGGAUGGAAACCGCCGCCGUCGCCCCCAGAAAGCCAAGACGAAUGUUGUCUACGUCGCGCCAGUCACCGUCAGUCGUGGACCACCUCGGAAAUUUACUCGACCAUCGCGACGUCGAUCCACUUACGCCCGCCACCCGCAGUGCGCCAGGACAUUAUCUGUUCGAACACCAAACGCACAAGAUUGCUCGCGAGAUGUGUGAAGGUGACUGCAAUCUCGACUGCGGGGGCUGCGACUGCGGAGACUGUGAAUGCUCAGAUUGCUGCUGUGGAUGGUCCCAGCAUAAUCUCGAUCAUGGCCCCGUUGGACAGCCCAGAAAAUCCAAAGCAGCCAUUUCAAGAGGUCUGA
Molecule: messenger RNA, 705 nt
Organism: Phytophthora nicotianae INRA-310
Lineage: Eukaryota; Oomycota; Peronosporomycetes; Peronosporales; Peronosporaceae
Exons: 5
Coding region: 1-705 (234 amino acids)
Source: RefSeq, a predicted model, not a curated record